Rhagoletis pomonella (apple maggot) is the source of this 3498-nucleotide messenger RNA. RefSeq lists its product as uncharacterized. NCBI's taxonomy places the organism in Eukaryota, Metazoa, Arthropoda, Insecta, Diptera, Tephritidae. The record is from RefSeq and is a predicted model, not a curated record. Bases 1 to 3498 code for a protein of 1165 amino acids. The transcript has 3 exons.
AUGUCUUCUUCGGUAAAAAUUCGCGACUCCGCAAUAAAUGCUAUUAAAAGAUACAUGACAAAGAGCAAAGACGAAGCUUUUCUCAUGGACGUCGACACUGUAUCAAGCUAUUUACAACUCCUUAACGAGCAAUGGGUACGUUUCACCGCUGCUCAAGAUGACGUUGAAACAUCUUGUGGAUCUGACAAUGUGGAAGUACAGGAGAACGCUCGCAUACAAGGUGAAACUUGGUAUGCUGAAGCUUUAGCCAACUUCAAACGGGUUCAAAAGUGUAGGGCGGAACCGCCAACACAGCCUGCAGCUACGUCAGCGUCUGUGUCUGCGGCUAUACGUUUGCCCAAAAUGGAUUUACCAACCUUUUCGGGCGAUUCCACGGAUUGGGUCGCCUUCUAUGACGCCUUUUGUUCGUUGGUUGACACCAACACCGCUUUAUCAGAUGGGCAAAAAUUACAUUAUUUGCGCAGUUGCCUAAAAGGUGAUGCACUAAGCAUUAUUAGUGGCUUCAAAAUCUGUGAUGCAAACUACACAGAGGCGUGGGACUUGCUAAAAUCUCGCUAUAAAGUAAUGGGAGUUAUUGUUGAGGCACACCUCAGGGCGAUAGCUGACGUUCGCAAGGCUUCGGGUGACACUGCUGAUGCUAUUAAGGGUGUUCUCGAUGCAAUUCAGCAACACAUACGAGAGCUUAAAGCAUUAGGGCGUCCCGUAGACUUCUGGGACGAUUGGUUAGUACAUAAUACAGUAAAUAAACUCGCGUUCGAAACCCGCAAGCAGUGGGAGUUAUCGCUUAUUAGCGAUGAACCCCCCACCUUCGAACAACUGACAACGUUUCUGGAGAUUAGGUGCCGCUCAUUGGCAAUGAUUACCGCGCCUGCUCCGCAGGCAACAACUAUUAAGCCGACGACGCAUAAAUAUGCUGCGAAAUCAACAAAAGUAUUUCACGCAAUUCCAGAGCAAAACCCCGCGCGCUGCAUGUACUGCAAUGCAGCUCAUAAGAUCUACUCUUGCGACAAAUUUCGUAGUUUAGAUUUUACUGCAAAAUCUAAAUUUAUCAAAGAAUCCAAAGCUUGCUUGAAUUGUUUAAGUCCAGGGCAUUACAAAGAACGCUGUAAUAGCUCAUCCGCUUGCCGAAUAUGUCAUCAACGACACCAUACGCUGCUUCACAGUAAUACACAUUCACCCGCCGCCACAUCGGCUCAUGUCGUCGAUGCCAUCGCUGCCGCUUCGAAUCCCGCAUCUGUAAGCAACCAUGCAACUGGUUCAUCUGCCACCGCUUUAGCAGUGAAUAGCGCUGCUUCACACGUUUCGUCCUGCUUGAGUGCUGUAAAGAUUCGAGACUGCGCUGGUCAUUGGCAGACAGCACGUUUAUUGUUCGACACCGGGUCGUACGCCUCUUUUGUAACGGAGGCAUGUGUACAGCGUUUGGGAUUAACACGUUCAUCGUCUUCUGUAUUUGUCACAGGAAUUUGUUCAUCGCAAGGCGGUCGCUGUAGAGGCGAAACGCUGCUCACGCUUUCGUCUAAUUGUUCGGAUAAAUGCUACGAUAUUACCGCGCUGAUUCUUCCGAAAAUCACCAACGAUUUGCCGACGCAGACCUUGAGUGUUUCUAGUUGCCCACAUAUCCAAGGCUUAUUCCUAGCUGAUCCAUAUUUCGCGAAGCCUGGCCGCAUAAACGUACUCGUAGGCAUGGAUGUAAUGGAUCAACUAAUCUGUGUGGAGCUUCGAAAAGGCCCGUCUGGCACGCCUAUGGCCCAGAAAACAGUUUUUGGCUGGACUUUAUUUGGAAACGUUGACAGUCUUGGUUCGCCAACGCCUAGUUUGCAAUCGCUGCAUUGUGAUGUGCAAUUAGAUCGAGCGCUCGCUAGGUUAUGGGAGCUCGAAGACUCGCCGCAGAAACAGCAUCUCACGCAUGAGGAAAACUUCUGCGAGAAUCACUUCAAUUCUACACAUCAAAGAAUGCCGGAUGGUCGCUUUGUGGUUGAACUACCGCUUAAACCUAAAAUCGUAUUGGGUGAGUCACGAAACUUCGCAAUACGUAACCUGCUAUGCAUAGAACGAAGGCUCGCUAGCAACAGCGAUUUGCGUUUGCGCUACGAUGAGUUCAUGAGAGAGCUCAUUGACAUGGGUCACAUGGAGGAGGUGUUUGAAACGACGAGUGAGGUGUAUUAUAUGCCACACCACCCAGUCAUUAAAGAAUCUAGCGUUACGACCAAGCUGAGGGUAGUCUUCAACGCGUCCGCCAAAACCACCACGGGUAACUCGCUUAAUGACGCAUUGUUUGUUGGACCUCAGCUACAGCAAGAUUUAUAUUCUAUAUUGCUGCGCUUCAGAACGCAUCGCUACGCGGUAACCGCGGAUGUAGCUAAAAUGUAUCGGCAGGUCUGCGUUUCGUCGAAACACGUCGAUCUGCAACGAAUCGUUUGGCGUCCAGAUCCAUCUUCACCCAUUAGAGAUUACCGCAUGUUACGCGUAACGUACGGGGUGGCCGCCGCGUCUCACUUAGCUGUAAAAGCGUUGCAACAAACUGCUAAGUGCACAACUAAUGGGUGUAAGAAAGCGGUUGACGCGAUCCUCAAUGAUUUUUACAUGGAUGACCUGCUAACUGGAGCCUCUUGCAAGUCACAACUCCGGUUGCUUCAACAAAACGUAUCUGAAAUUCUUCAAGAAGGCGGCUUCGAACUAAGGAAGUGGGCAUCUAACUGCGCUGAGCUGAAAGAAAUCAUCUCCAAGUCAUCUCAAACUAUAUCCCAUUACAUAGUCGACGGUAAGGACGUUCAUGCGUUAGGCCUCAUUUGGAACAUAGAGGGCGACUACUUUACAUUCGCAGUCGACCUAAAGGAGCCACCCGCUAUUUUGACUAAGAGAGCCUUUUUGUCAGAUGCCAGUAUUCUCUUUGAUCCGCUGGGCUUACUUGCUCCUGUGACAAUAUGCUCGAAAAUGUGGUUCCAAGACAUUUGGCGCGCUGAGGUUGGAUGGGAUGACUUGAUAUCAGACACAAUAGCAAAUCUAUGGGUUGAUCAUCGCGUGCAGCUGCAGAAACUAGUAGACUUGAAGGUGAGUCGCUGGCUCGGUUGUGGAACGACUGCAUCCUUUACUGAAUUGCACAUUUUCGCUGAUGCUUCCGAGCGCGCUUACGCUGCAGUGAUGUACGCACGCACCGUUCAUAGUGACGGUCAGGUCACCGUUUCAAUAAUUUCGGCCAAAACCAAAGUGGCACCGAUUAAAACUACAUCUUUGCCACGCUUGGAACUGUGCGCUGCUCACCUCGCUGCUAAACUCAAUAAAGCCAAAGGCUACGCCAUCAUAGCGACGGUAGGUACUUUGAAGGUUAUUACGGACUUACAAACGCCAAAAACAAACACAAUUGACACGGAUUGUCAUAAUUUCCAAAUCGACUUCAAUUUCGAAUGCGAUAACGUCAAUCCAACCGAUAAUGGCUUUGUUAUCAAUCAAAACAGACAACGGACGCUGCAGGUCGGGUGCGAGAGACAAGCUGAAUGA